AUGUCAAACGAACCAGGACGCACCGACUGGGCCGAAGACGACGAGCCCGAUCUCGCCACCGCCCUCCCUCCGCAGCAAAUCUCAAAGAACAAGGACGGCAGCGAGACCAUCGUUACCAUUUUCCUCAACGAGGACGGCAAGAAGGUCAAGCGCACACAACGCAUCCGCAAGGUCACCAAGCGCACAUAUGAGAAGGCCGGUGUCGCCGAGCGCCGCGCCUGGCCCAAGAUGGGUCUCGAGGCAGGCCGCCCUGCUGGCCCCCAACCCGACACCACCACUCUCGGAGAGAACAUCAUCUUCCGCCCCCAGGUCGGCUUCAAGUCUGGUGCCGCCGAGCAACCCACCGCCGAGGAGGACCAGAAGCAGCAGCAGCUCAAGCAGAUGAAGAUCAAGUGUCGUAUUUGUUCCGGCGAGCAUUUCACCACAAAGUGUCCCUUCAAGAACACCAUGGCCCCCGAGGGCGAGGCUGGUGCCGGUCUCGCCGACCUUGACGGUGAUGUCGGUGCUGCCACUCUUCAGAACCUGGCCGCAGGCGGCCCUGCGCAAGGCGCCUCCGGUCCCGGUGGCUCUUCCUACGUGCCCCCACAUCUCCGCAAGGGCGGUGCUGCUACUGGCGAGAGAAUGGGCGGCAAGUUCGAGAGAGACGACCUGGCCACUCUGCGUGUCACCAACGUGAGUCUUUGCAUCUCCGCCUCCUAUUCUACACAGCCCGCUAACAUGUUUGAUCACAGNGUCUCCGAAUUCGCCGAAGAAGACGAGCUCCGUGCACUGUUCGAGCGCUUCGGUCGCGUCACCCGUGUCUUCCUCGCAAAGGACAGAGAAACAGGCAAGGCCAAGGGCUUCGCUUUCGUCAGUUUCGUCGACCGAUCAGACGCCGCCAUUGCGUGCGAGAAGAUGGACGGUUACGGUUACGGACAUCUUAUCCUGCGCGUCGAGUUCGCCAAGAAGGCCACCUAA
Messenger RNA from Aureobasidium vineae, 957 nucleotides. The record is from the annotation of a GenBank genome assembly. NCBI's taxonomy places the organism in Eukaryota, Fungi, Ascomycota, Dothideomycetes, Dothideales, Saccotheciaceae.